Ricinus communis (castor bean) is the source of this 2816-nucleotide messenger RNA. RefSeq names its product galactoside 2-alpha-L-fucosyltransferase. Lineage: Eukaryota; Viridiplantae; Streptophyta; Magnoliopsida; Malpighiales; Euphorbiaceae. Gene Ontology annotation, cellular component: membrane; Golgi apparatus. Gene Ontology annotation, biological process: cell wall biogenesis; xyloglucan biosynthetic process. Gene Ontology annotation, molecular function: galactoside 2-alpha-L-fucosyltransferase activity. The record is from RefSeq and is a predicted model, not a curated record.
UGAUUUAAUAUUAGAUAAUGCUGCAUAUCUUUAUAAGAGAAAAAAACAAUAAAAUAUUCAGAUAAAAGAAAAAAAUAAUAAUUCACGUAUGGGUAAUAUCAAUAAAAUUCAUACGUUUUUUUAUCAGGAUUGUGACCCAUUGCGUGGAUAUACUAUGCCGAAUUCCUUUAGAAGUAAGAAUGUGAUGAUAAAUCCCAUACCGAGUACAAAUGGUCCAUAUAGAGAACUUAAAAAGAAUUAUAAUGUGAAGGAAAAACCCAUUAAAUUUGACCUAUUAAAUCAUAUUAAUGGCAGAAAACUCAAAUUAAAUGAAUUUUAUUUACCUUCUCCCAUUUAUUUCUCCCAUUUAUUUCUUUGGGCUUUUGGGACCAUUUAAGAAAUUUAAUAAGUUGUCCGAAAACGAAAAGCAAAAUUAUAUUAUCUAAUUUGUCUCUUGUAAACCUGGUCCUGUUUCACUCUCUUUCCCCUAAGUCUUGCCGAAAAGUUUGUCACUUAUUCUGCCAUUUCGGUUUGUUUGCUUACUUAAACAACUUUCUGUGUUAAUCGUUUUUCUUUAUCUUCUUUUGGCAUGUAGUAAUCUUUUCUAUAUUCUUUCUUUCACUGAAACCGAGGCGGACAUUGUUCUAAAAGAGCUGACAUAUUGUAUUGUUGCUACUGCUUAAGAAGUAUAACCCACCAAUUUCAGAAAAAGAAGUAUAACCCACCAAUUUCAGAAAAAGAAUUCAGCGAGUAUUUCUUCAAAUUCUAAACAUUUAAAAAAAAAUAAUAAAUCUGCAGUUUUAUUAAUUUAUCUAAAAUAAUGCUUUCUUCAUCAUCAAUUUCUUCCUCUUGUGCUCGAAUAUCACAAGCAAUUCCUUGUUUUGUUUCUUCUUUAUCCUUUAGCUCUAUAAAGUAUUUUAAGAAAGACAAUAACAAAAAUGUUAAUGAAUCCUAUGUGAUGAAUAGGUCUAAAGAUUGCGAACAAUCAACACAUAUUUCAGGUUUGAUGUUGCCAUUGGAGUACAGAGAUCUGAUCAUGGAAGACAAAUCCGGCAAGAAGCUGCUCCGGUCGAGUACAGUGAUAAGUACCUUUACAAUUGUUGUUUGUUUAGUAGCUUUAUCUCUUAUAAUCAUGCUAUCAGUUAAUUAUCAAGAUCGCAUGUUCAAUCUCAUCGAGAAUGUCAGGGUCAUUGGAGGGAAAGCCUUAAAUGUUACACAGUUUGGUAUUGAUUUUAAAUCUGAUUCCUCUCAACCUGCUGGCACUUCUGAUGAUGCACUGCUUGACGGAUUACUGGCUUCAGGAUUUGAUCAGGAGUCCUGCUUGAGUAGACACCAAUCUGUUCUAUACCGCAGACCUUCGCCCAAAAAGCCUUCUCCAUACCUCCUUUCAAAACUGCAGAAUUAUGAAAAUCUUCAUAAGCAGUGUGAACCUCACUCAGAAUCCUAUAACAGGACAAUUGAAGUGCUUAAUUUCAGAAACAUUUCUACUGCUGCAGGGUGUAAUUACAUAGUGUGGAAAGCUGAAGCAGGCUUGGGGAACAGGAUAUUAACUAUGGUUUCGGCAUUUCUCUAUGCUCUCCUUACUAACAAAGUUUUGCUCGUUGACCAUGAGAAUGACAUGGCUGAUCUCUUUUGUGAGCCAUUUCCUUAUACGUCAUGGUUGUUGCCUCUGGACUUCCCCUUGAAGAAUGAUUUCAGAGCAUUCAAUCAAAGCCAUCCACAUACUUUAGGAAACAUGAUAAAGAACAACAUGGUUAAUGCGUCGAUCGAUUUGCCGGCAUCACAUCUAUAUCUUUUUCUAGCUUCUGGUGUUAGUUCUUUUGAUAAGCUUAUUUACUGUGAUGACAACCAAGCCCUUCUUCAAAAAGUCCCUUGGUUGAUCUUGAAAUCGGAUGAAUACUUCGUUCCAUCUUUCUUCUUGAUGCCAUCAUUUCAGGAAGAGCUAGAAAAGAUGUUUCCUGACAAAGAAUCAGUUUUCCACCACUUGGGAAGAUAUCUUUUCCAUCCUUCAAAUAAGGCUUGGGGACUUAUCACUAGGUUUUAUCGCUCUUACUUAGAAAAGGCAGAAGAAAGAAUUGGUAUGCAAAUAAGACUGUUCAACCCCAAUGCUAGUCCCUAUCAAAAUAUCAUGGAUCAAAUUUUAGCUUGCACUUUUCAGGAAAAUUUGCUCCCACGAGUAGAUAAACAAAAGGUCAUAGCUUCUCGUUUGAAAAACAAGACAUCAAAGGCUAUACUAAUAGCAUCUUUAUAUUCAGAAUUCUAUGAGAAUAUGACAAACAUGUAUUGGACAUUUCCAACUUCAACAGGAGAGGUAAUUGGGGUUUACCAGGCAAGCCAUGAAGAGUACCAACACUUUGGGGAUAAUAUGCACAAUUUGAAGGCAUGGGUUGAAAUAAAUCUCUUAAGUUUUAGUAAUGUGUUGGUAACUAGCUCUUGGUCAACCUUUGGCUAUGUGGCACAAGGACUUGGAGGUUUGAAACCAUGGAUUCUGUACAGGCCUGAGAAUUGGAAGAAAACAGAUGCAGCUUGUCUUCAAGGCAUAUCAAUGGAACCUUGUCUCCAUAUACCACCCACUUAUGACUGCAAGGCGAAGGUGAAUGCUGACAUGGGCACAAUAGUUUCUUAUGUAAAGCACUGUGAGGAUGUAACUUCAGGGCUUAAGCUUGUUAACAAUUAUAACCAUUAUAGUUAAAAAAGAGUAGGGGAAAUUUGACCAUACAUGCUUGUGAUUUUAAAUAGUUAUUUAAGUAGGUUCUUUUUUCCAGAAAAAGUAGAGGAUAUAUUUUUAUUUGUUAGCAAAAGAUAAUAUAUCAUCGUAACUGUGUGAGUUUCUGUCA